GAUGCACCGCGCCAGCCCAGUCCCCAGUGGGCCGCCAUGUUGUCGGAGUGAAAGGUAAGGGGGAGCGAGAGCGCCGGAGACAGAAGAUCGGGGGGCUGAAAUCCAUCUUCAUCCUACCGCUCCGCCCGUGUUGGUGGAAUGAGCGUUGCAUGUGUCUUGAAGAGAAAAGCAGUGCUUUGGCAGGACUCUUUCAGCCCCCACCUGAAACAUCACCCUCAAGAACCAGCUAAUCCCAACAUGCCUGUUGUUUUGACAUCUGGAACAGGGUCGCAAGCGCAGCCACAACCAGCUGCAAAUCAGGCUCUUGCAGCUGGGACACACUCCAGCCCUGUCCCAGGAUCCAUAGGAGUUGCAGGCCGUUCCCAGGACGACGCUAUGGUGGACUACUUCUUUCAGAGGCAGCAUGGUGAGCAGCUUGGGGGAGGAGGAAGUGGUGGAGGCGGCUAUAAUAAUAGCAAACAUCGAUGGCCUACUGGGGAUAACAUUCAUGCAGAGCAUCAGGUACGUUCUAUGGAUGAACUGAAUCAUGAUUUUCAAGCACUUGCUCUGGAGGGAAGAGCGAUGGGAGAGCAGCUCUUGCCAGGUAAAAAGUUUUGGGAAACAGAUGAAUCCAGCAAAGAUGGACCAAAAGGAAUAUUCCUGGGUGAUCAAUGGCGAGACAGUGCCUGGGGAACAUCAGAUCAUUCAGUUUCCCAGCCAAUCAUGGUGCAGAGAAGACCUGGUCAGAGUUUCCAUGUGAACAGUGAGGUCAAUUCUGUACUGUCCCCACGAUCGGAGAGUGGGGGACUAGGCGUUAGCAUGGUGGAGUAUGUGUUGAGCUCAUCCCCGGGCGAUUCCUGUCUAAGAAAAGGAGGAUUUGGCCCAAGGGAUGCAGACAGUGAUGAAAACGACAAAGGUGAAAAGAAGAACAAGGGUACGUUUGAUGGAGAUAAGCUAGGAGAUUUGAAGGAGGAGGGUGAUGUGAUGGACAAGACCAAUGGUUUACCAGUGCAGAAUGGGAUUGACGCAGACGUCAAAGAUUUUAGCCGUACCCCUGGUAAUUGCCAGAACUCUGCUAAUGAAGUGGAUCUUCUGGGUCCAAACCAGAAUGGUUCUGAGGGCUUAGCCCAGCUGACCAGCACCAAUGGUGCCAAGCCUGUGGAGGAUUUCUCCAACAUGGAGUCCCAGAGUGUCCCCUUGGACCCCAUGGAACAUGUGGGCAUGGAGCCUCUUCAGUUUGAUUAUUCAGGCACGCAGGUACCUGUGGACUCAGCAGCAGCAACUGUGGGACUUUUUGACUACAAUUCUCAACAACAGCUGUUCCAAAGACCUAACGCGCUUGCUGUCCAGCAGUUGACAGCUGCUCAGCAGCAGCAGUACGCACUAGCAGCUGCUCAUCAGCCUCACAUUGGUAUGUUUUCAGCAGGUUUAGCGCCCGCUGCAUUUGUCCCCAACCCAUACAUCAUCAGUGCUGCUCCCCCAGGGACAGACCCAUACACAGCUGGACUGGCUGCAGCAGCGACACUAGGCCCGGCUGUGGUCCCUCACCAGUAUUAUGGAGUUACUCCCUGGGGAGUCUACCCUGCCAGUCUUUUCCAGCAGCAAGCCGCUGCUGCCGCUGCAGCAUCUAGCUCUGCUAAUCAGCAGACUACCCCACAGGCUCAGCAAGGGCAGCAACAGCUGCCUGCUAAGCACCAUUCUCAGAUCACUUCAGGCUCUUGCAAGUGGCUUGCCACCAAAGGGGAGGUUCUCCGUGGAGGAGCCAGUCAGCGUCCUUUGACCCCAAAUCAGAAUCAGCAGGGACAGCAAACAGAUCCACUGGUGGCAGCUGCAGCAGUGAAUUCUGCCCUUGCAUUUGGACAAGGACUGGCUGCAGGCAUGCCAGGUUAUCCUGUCUUGGCUCCUGCUGCUUACUAUGACCAAACCGGUGCCCUCGUGGUAAAUGCAGGGGCGAGAAAUGGUCUUGGAGCUCCUGUUCGACUUGUAGCUCCUGCUCCAGUCAUCAUUAGUUCCUCAGCUGCUCAAGCAGCUGUCGCAGCGGCUGCAGCUUCAGCAAAUGGAGCAGCCACUGGUCUUGCUGGAACAACAAAUGGACCGUUUCGCCCUUUAGGAACCCAGCAGCCUCAGCCACAGCCCCAGCAGCAGCCUAAUAACAACCUUGCAUCCAGCUCUUUCUAUGGCAACAACUCUCUGAGCAGCAAUUCACAGAGCAGCUCCCUCUUCUCCCAGGGCUCUGCCCAGCCUGCCAACACAUCCUUGGGAUUUGGAAGUAGCAGUUCUCUCGGCGCCACCCUGGGAUCAGCUCUCGGAGGGUUUGGAACAGCAGUUGCAAACUCCAACACUGGCAGUGGCUCCCGCCGUGACUCCCUGACUGGCAGCAGUGAGCUUUAUAAGAGGACAUCGAGCAGCUUGACCCCCAUUGGACACAGUUUUUAUAACGGCCUUAGCUUUUCCUCCUCUCCUGGACCCGUGGGCAUGCCUCUCCCUAGUCAGGGACCAGGACAUUCACAGACACCACCUCCUUCCCUCUCUUCACAUGGAUCCUCUUCAAGCUUAAACCUGGGAGGACUCACAAACGGCAGUGGAAGAUACAUCUCUGCUGCUCCAGGCGCUGAAGCCAAGUACCGAGCGAACAGUGCCUCCAGCCUCUUCAGCCCCAGCAGCACCCUUUUUUCUUCCUCCCGUUUGCGAUAUGGAAUGUCUGAUGUCAUGCCCUCAGGCAGGAGCAGACUUUUGGAAGAUUUUCGAAAUAAUCGGUAUCCCAAUUUGCAACUACGGGAAAUUGCUGGGCAUAUAAUGGAAUUUUCCCAAGAUCAGCAUGGGUCCAGAUUCAUUCAGCUGAAACUAGAGCGUGCCACACCAGCUGAGCGCCAGCUUGUCUUCAAUGAAAUCCUCCAGGCUGCUUACCAGCUAAUGGUAGAUGUGUUUGGAAAUUAUGUCAUUCAGAAGUUCUUUGAAUUUGGCAGCCUUGAACAGAAGCUGGCUUUGGCAGAACGGAUUCGAGGCCAUGUCCUGUCAUUGGCGCUGCAGAUGUAUGGCUGCCGUGUUAUCCAGAAAGCUCUUGAAUUUAUUCCCGCAGACCAGCAGGUAAUUAAUGAGAUGGUUCGGGAACUAGAUGGCCAUGUCCUGAAGUGUGUGAAAGACCAGAAUGGCAAUCACGUGGUUCAGAAAUGCAUUGAAUGUGUGCAGCCCCAGUCUCUGCAGUUUAUCAUCGAUGCGUUCAAAGGACAGGUAUUUGCUUUGUCUACGCAUCCCUAUGGUUGCCGAGUAAUUCAGAGGAUCCUGGAACACUGUCUCCCUGACCAGACACUUCCUAUUUUAGAGGAGCUUCACCAGCAUACAGAGCAACUUGUACAGGAUCAAUAUGGAAAUUAUGUAAUCCAGCAUGUAUUGGAGCAUGGUCGUCCAGAAGAUAAAAGCAAAAUUGUAGCAGAAAUCCGAGGCAAUGUACUUGUGUUGAGUCAGCACAAAUUUGCAAGCAAUGUCGUGGAGAAGUGUGUCACUCAUGCCUCACGUACGGAGCGUGCUGUGCUCAUUGAUGAGGUGUGCACCAUGAACGACGGUCCCCACAGUGCCUUAUACACCAUGAUGAAGGACCAGUAUGCCAAUUACGUGGUCCAGAAGAUGAUCGAUGUGGCAGAGCCAGCCCAGCGAAAAAUUGUCAUGCAUAAGAUCCGACCCCACAUCGCGACUCUUCGCAAGUACACCUAUGGCAAGCACAUUCUGGCCAAGCUGGAGAAAUACUACAUGAAGAAUGGCGUUGACUUAGGGCCCAUCUGUGGCCCCCCUAAUGGUAUUAUCUGAGGCAGUGUCCCCCAUGCCCCUAUUCCUACUGACCUCAAUGGCCCACUGGUGAAGCCAACCAGCAACCAGAAAUGUUCUAGUACCGAGUCUGAAGUGGGUAGUGAUUGCUCCGGGAUGACCCCCUCCAAAAAAAGGAAUCAAAUUCACAAGUGGAAAAGCCUUUGUAAAUUUGUUGAAUUUUACUACGCAUAACAUGUACUAAUUAUUUUUUUUAAUUGACUAAUUGCCCUGCUGUUUUACUGGUGUAUAGGAUACUUGUACAUAGGUAACCAAUGUACAUGGGAGGCCACAUAUUUUAUUCAUUGUUGUAUCUAUAUUCCACGUGUGGAAACUUUCGGGGUGGUUGGUUUAACAAAAAAAGUUUAAAAAAAAAAAAAAAAGAAAAAAAGGUUUUUAACUCAUUUGCCUUGCUGGCAAGUUUUGCAAAUAGCUCUUCCCCCCUCCUCAUUUUAGUAAAAAACAAAAACAAAAUAAAAAAACCUAGAAGUUUGAAUAUUAGUUAAAUGACCCCAAAUCGGCAUUUAACACUGUUUAUAAAAAUAUAUAUAUAUACAAUGGAAAACAUUUCAGAGUUGCUAAAGCUCUGGUUUAUGACAUUAAGUUUAUGAAACUUCUAAAAAUUGCUUUUUUUGGAGACUCUAUUAUGCUAACAAAGAUAGUCUAUCUUUUGAGGAGGAAACGUGAGCACCCAGACUGUCUGUCAAGGCUUGGCGGGUGUAAUUGUUUACUGCCUACUGGAUUUUUUUCUGUUAACAUUGAAAGGCAAAAUCUGAUUAUUUAGCAUGAGAAAAAAAAUCCAACUCUGCUUUUGGUCUUGCUUCUAUAAAUAUAUAGUGUAUACUUGGUGUAGACUUUGCAUAUAUACAAAUUUGUAGUAUUUUCUUGUUUUGAUGUCUAAUCUGUAUCUAUAAUGUACCCUAGUAGUCGAACAUACUUUUGAUUGUACAAUUGUACAUUUGUAUACCUGUAAUGUAAAUGUGGAGAAGUUUGAAUCAACAUAAACGUUUUUUGGUAAGAAAAGAUUAGCCAGCCCUGUGCAUUCAGUGUAUAUUCACACCUUUUAUGGUCGUAGCAUAUAGUGUUGUAUAUUGUAAAUUGUAAUUUCAACCAGAAGUAAAUUUUUUUUUCUUUUGAAGGAAUAAAUGUUCUUUAUACAGCCUAGUUAAUGUUUAAAAAGAAAAAAAUUAGGUUGGUUUUUAUUUGUCAUCUAGUCGUACAGUAGUGAGAUUCUUUCUAAAUGUAAUUCAAGAUGAUUCAGUUCACGCUUGUGUUUUUUUUUAUCCUUAAAAAAAAGCAAUGUUUUGCUUAUUUUGUGACAGUCAAAAGGAUGUGCAAAAGUUCAGCCCUGCCCUAGCUUUCCUUACAGUCGGAGCCCCUCCCUCUCCCCUUGUAAAGUGUGAAUUGCCCUUUUUGUACAGAAAAUGAACUGUAUUUUGCAUUUUGUCUACUUGUAAGUGAAUGUAACAUACUGUCAAAUUUCCUUGUUUGAAUAUAGACUUGUAACACUACACGGUGUACAUUUCCAGAGCCUUGUGUAUAUUUCCAAUGAACUUUUUUGCAAGCACACUUGUAACCAUAUGUGUAUAAUUAACAAACCUGUGUAUGCUUAUGCCUGGGCAACUAUUUUUUGUAACUCUUGUGUAGAUUGUCUCUAAACAAUGUGUGACCUUUAUUUUAAAAAAUACAGAACUUUGGAAUCUGG
This is a messenger RNA of Loxodonta africana (African savanna elephant), 5485 nucleotides long. It is a transcript of the gene PUM1, whose product is annotated as pumilio RNA binding family member 1. The record is from RefSeq and is a predicted model, not a curated record. Lineage: Eukaryota; Metazoa; Chordata; Mammalia; Proboscidea; Elephantidae. The transcript has 23 exons. Gene Ontology annotation, molecular function: mRNA 3'-UTR binding. Gene Ontology annotation, cellular component: cytosol; cytoplasm. Bases 139 to 3783 code for a protein of 1214 amino acids. Gene Ontology annotation, biological process: regulation of mRNA stability; miRNA processing.